Gongylonema pulchrum is the source of this 594-nucleotide messenger RNA. The record is from the annotation of a GenBank genome assembly. NCBI's taxonomy places the organism in Eukaryota, Metazoa, Nematoda, Chromadorea, Rhabditida, Gongylonematidae.
AUGGCUUGUCCCCCUACGGUUCGUUCGUUCUGUGGUAAGGGUCUGGUCAUUUUGAAAGUAAUUCUUGAAGCAGGUUCCGCCAUCAUGUGUAGGGGAAUAAUGGCUGAGCACGAGCACGACCACGACUUCCACACCGGUGACUCGGGUGCCGCAGCCACAUUCCCGAAACAGUGCUCGGCACUUCGCAAGAAUGAGCACGUCAUGCUGAAAGGACGUCCUUGCAAGGUAGUCGAAAUGAGCACUUCAAAGACCGGUAAGCAUGGGCAUGCUAAGGUCCAUCUUGUUGGUCUGGAUAUUUUCACGGGCAAAAAACUCGAAGAUAUCUGCCCGUCCACUCACAAUAUGGAUGUCCCAGUUGUUAAGCGCAAAGAAUACCAGCUCCUCUCCAUAAACGACGAUGGUUACGUCAGCUUGAUGGAUCUGGAUACGUGUGAAACAAAAGAUGACCUGAAGCUAGCAGAAGGUGAACUGGGCGAACAAAUUAAGCAGGCAUUCGAAAAAGACGAAAAUGGCAUAUUGUGUCUAGUGGUUUCGGCAUGCGGCGAAGAAGCAAUACUUGGGUUCAAGAAUAUGCCGAACAAGGACGAAAAAUGA